GAACAUGGACCCUGUGACAACACAGACACCCCCUGGCCUUCAUCCUCCUCACACUCUUCUAAUGUUAAACCAGACCACAGACAAUGACAGUGCCUCAACACUAAAUAGCUACACAAGCCCAUUGACAAGUGACAGUAGUGGAGACGGAAUCAGUAAAGGUGGCAGCGCCAAGGAGAAGCGAUUCCCGUGUUCGUUCUGUGGGAAAGCCUUCAGUUUCCCCCAACAGCUGGAGAUCCACCAGAGGAUGCACACAGGGGAGAAACCUUUCUGCUGCAACCUGUGCCGGGCUAGUUUCUCCCACUUAUCCAGCCUGAAGAGGCACCAGAGGGUCCACACGGGGGAGAAACCUUUCGGUUGCCACCUGUGCCGGGUCAGUUUCUCCCACACGUCCAGCCUGAAGAGGCACCUGAAUGUCCACACGGGAGAGAGGCCGUUCGCCUGUACGCACUGCGAGAAGAGGUUCUCAGAGAGAAGCUACCUCAGGUUACACCAGCAGAAAAUGCACACGGCCCAUGUAUAGUGUAGAGUAGUAUUAGUUAGUUUGUAGUUAAUUAUGUUUGUUUUGGAUGUAGUCGGGAACUGAAUGAGGUGAACUGAGGAAAGAAUUAGUAUGAUGAGGCAGAGGAGAUGAUAUGGUUGGUGUGAUGGGGUCUAUAAAAAUGCUUCACUGAUGAGAAGUGACAACAUUGUCCUGUUUGAUGCGCGUGUUUUCUAAUGAGGAACUGAUAGUGCCUUAAUUCAUGUUUACUUGACAAAGUAAUGAAGCUGUGUGUAAUAUUAAACAUUUUCCAAAGUA
This is a messenger RNA of Salvelinus sp. IW2-2015, 796 nucleotides long. Lineage: Eukaryota; Metazoa; Chordata; Actinopteri; Salmoniformes; Salmonidae. The record is from RefSeq and is a predicted model, not a curated record.